This is a messenger RNA of Babesia sp. Xinjiang, 2109 nucleotides long. RefSeq lists its product as uncharacterized. The coding region runs from base 1 to 2109 and encodes 702 amino acids. The record is from RefSeq and is a predicted model, not a curated record. Lineage: Eukaryota; Apicomplexa; Aconoidasida; Piroplasmida; Babesiidae. The transcript has 2 exons.
AUGAAAACGCAUGAGUGGAAACAAGGAGUAUCGGACAGGAAGUCCGGAGGCCUCGAUGAGGAAAGGUCAAGUCGUGAGAGAGGUACAUCACACAGCUCAAAGUACCGACACUAUAAUAGUAAAAGACGAGGACACUCCGAUUAUAAAGAUGGAGGAACAUACGCAAACUCAUCCAGAAGGAGAUAUGAUGACCAUAGCCCAGAACCUUACAGAAGGCAUUACGAUAUAGAUGAUCACGGAAGGCACCAUAGAUACGGAGAACGUGAUAGAUAUUCGGAAUCACGAUCAUACCGUAGUAGCAGAUAUGAUAGACGAUCUUAUGAUGAUGAUAGGGACAGCUACGAAGACUCAAGAGGUUACCGUGCAAGCAGAUAUGACGACCACCCAAAGUAUCGCAAAACUGGCGAUCAUUAUGAUGACAGACAUCAUUACGAUGAUAGAGACCAUUAUGAUGAUAGGGAUCGUUACGAUGACAGGGACAGAUAUGGCGAUAGAGACCGCUAUGAUGAUAGAGAUCGAUACGAUGAUAGGGACCACUAUGAUAGAUAUGAUCGAUACGAUAGGUAUGAUCGGUACCGCAGGUCACCACGUAGCUACUCACCACAAACGCCAUAUUCCGAUAGACACAGCCCUAACCCUAGGAAACCAUAUUAUUCGCCACCCCCGCCACCACCUAACGAUCUAGCUCCACCGCCAAAAGCGGGUAACACAGCGGAGGCGACAUCGGCGAAAAGGGAUAGGGCAAACACACAUAGUAGUAGCACUAUAUAUACAAGCUCAAGCAUCAAUGCUGCGACGAAUAGUAGAAAUGUCUCAAAGACACGUAAGGACACAAAGAACGCCGACUCCGAAACGAAAAAAGAUACAAAAAUACCAGAUCCGAGAACUGGAAGGAACCUAUAUGCAGCUAGGAUGACAACUAUGCUGGAUGUUGUAAACCUGCCAAAGAUGGCACCAGGUGAUACGACACUCGAUUCACCACAAAUAGAUCCUCAAGUACAAUGGAAAAACAUUAAGCCGACAUAUAACAUGUUCCAAAGCCCUCUAGAGAGGGUUAACAUGUAUAUGUGCGCUACCAGACCUCAAAUAAGCCAGGAAUGGUGGUUAAAAGGAGCUAUGUCAUUACUCGUUAUGGGUAUACCACGGCACUGGAAACAACAUGAAAUCCUAUCAUACAUUAUGGAGGCAUAUGAUAGGUUGCUAGAUUGGGACGAUGUAGUAGUAGGUGACGAAUCACGAGAACGUGAACCGAUCUCGGACACUACCCUCAGGAAAAAUCAAGAAAUUUGGUGGCAUAAAAUGGGACUAAAAAAGUUCAUAUUACUAUUUGGAAACAAUGGAACUGCUAUUAACGAAAUACCCAUGAUGUACCCUAAAUCAGGGGAUGCGAACUUUGUCACACGAAGCUCCACUGGCAAGUUAACAACAAUAAACGAACAACCUGAUGCAAUGGCACUCAUGGUCUUUGAGUCAGAAGCUAAGGCUAUGCAGUUCUGGGCAUCAAUGGCCUCAAAUGCUAUUAAGGCAUACCCAUCAACAAUAGUGGUGUGCCCAGACCCUUCCGGCUGGAGGAUAUAUACAGAAGCUAUUGCACUAUGGUUCAACGGAGAUGCGUUAACUCAAAUGGCGCAAGCACACUACCAAACUACUGUAGUAAAGGAUAAACAAAAUGAGGAGCUGCUUCCGGUGCUAACAAAUAAGCCACAGGAAGAAACUGGUCAAAAGAGUAAAGCAUCCUCACAACUAACGUUUGUAUCACCAUUCGUUUCAGACCAAGAGGAAGCCACAGAGAUAGCGAGCUCGUUUGCUAAAGCUGGAAUCAAAUGCAUGUAUCAUAAACCGUCAAAAAUCAUGUCGCUACAAUUCCCUAACGAAGCGCUAUUCUCGACGCUCUCAGUAUGCCACCGUUUCUUCAUAUCACAUACUGGUGCUAAGGUACACUGCUGUUUCGUCAAUUGCCUAGGCAAAUUCUUGCCACUUGUCAAACGGACGAACGUCGAGCAUCUUUCGAAUGCCGUAGAAAAGAGCAAAACUGUACCGCCAAAACCACCAAAGUUCAAUCCACCUACAGUGGGUAUUGUCACUAUAGAUCCAGAUCGACACCGAUGA